Molecule: messenger RNA, 2370 nt
Organism: Zea mays
Lineage: Eukaryota; Viridiplantae; Streptophyta; Magnoliopsida; Poales; Poaceae
Product: aspartyl protease family protein At5g10770
Exons: 2
Coding region: 321-1880 (519 amino acids)
Biological process (GO): proteolysis
Molecular function (GO): aspartic-type endopeptidase activity
Source: RefSeq, a predicted model, not a curated record
GGAAGUUAGAAUCAAACUGACCUGAUCGAGUCCAUCCAAAUUGACUGCUCACAGGUCAAUUCGGCUGGCCUCGCCCCUCGGCCAGUUGCAUUGCAUGUCUGCGCUUCUUGGCUUGGGAUCGAUUAUGCAAAGGUGUCCGCUGCUGGCUGGACGGCCUACCGAAACAAGACCAUUUGCUGGUUCGCGUCGCAUCGUGUUAUCGUGCGUAGAAUCGGUAGUAGACAAAACGGGGCAGCAAACCGCGCCAAACGGACCAAGAAUUUCCACGCAGAUUUCAACAGAGAUGAUGGGCUCGCCCGCCGGUGCUGGUGCACUCGCCCAUGUCUCGCGCGUCGCACCGCCGAGGACGGCGCCCCGAUUCGUCCUCCUUAUUUAGGCACCGUCUUUUGUCCCCCCCCCCCCCCCCCCCCCCCCCUUUCUGUUCCGAGCCGAACCAAGGCGCCAUGAGCUCCCCGGCCGUGCGCCGCGUCGUACUCCUCUCGUCACUCCUCUGCGCCGGAGCGCUCGGUUUCUUGCCCUGCUCCCAUGCCGCCGCGGUGGCGCCCGGCUACGUCGCCGUCUCCGCCGCCAGCUUCGUGCCGUCCUCAACGUGCAGCUCCCCCGACCCAGUUCCGCCGCAGCGGCGGAACGGCACGUCCGCCGUGCUGCGGCUGACGCACAGGCACGGGCCGUGCGCCCCCUCGCGGGCGUCCUCGCUAGCGGCCCCGUCGGUGGCUGACACGCUGCGCGCGGACCAGCGCCGAGCGGAGUACAUACUGAGGAGGGUGUCGGGGCGCGCGCCUCAGCUGUGGGACUCCAAGGCGGCGGCGGCGGCGGCGACGGUGCCGGCGAGCUGGGGGUACGACAUCGGCACGCUCAACUACGUGGUGACGGCGAGCCUCGGCACGCCGGGCGUGGCGCAGACCAUGGAGGUGGACACCGGCAGCGACCUGUCGUGGGUGCAGUGCAAGCCGUGCUCCGCGGCGCCGUCGUGCUACAGCCAGAAGGACCCGCUCUUCGACCCCGCCCAGUCGUCGUCCUACGCCGCCGUGCCGUGCGGGGGCCCCGUGUGCGCGGGGCUGGGCAUCUACGCCGCGUCCGCCUGCUCGGCGGCGCAGUGCGGGUACGUGGUCAGCUACGGCGACGGGUCCAACACCACGGGCGUGUACAGCUCCGACACGCUGACCCUGUCGGCGAGCAGCGCGGUGCAGGGCUUCUUCUUCGGCUGCGGGCACGCGCAGAGCGGGCUGUUCAACGGCGUCGACGGGCUCCUGGGCCUCGGCCGCGAGCAGCCGUCGCUCGUGGAGCAGACGGCGGGCACCUACGGCGGGGUCUUCUCCUACUGCCUCCCGACGAAGCCGUCCACCGCGGGGUACCUCACGCUGGGCGUGGGCGGGCCGUCGGGCGCCGCGCCGGGCUUCUCCACGACGCAGCUGCUGCCGUCGCCGAACGCGCCGACCUACUACGUCGUCAUGCUGACGGGGAUCAGCGUCGGCGGGCAGCAGCUCAGCGUGCCCGCGUCGGCGUUCGCGGGCGGGACGGUGGUGGACACCGGCACGGUCGUCACCCGCCUGCCUCCGACCGCGUACGCGGCGCUGCGGUCCGCGUUCCGCAGCGGCAUGGCCUCGUACGGGUACCCGACAGCGCCGUCGAACGGGAUCCUGGACACCUGCUACAACUUCGCCGGGUACGGCACCGUGACGCUCCCGAACGUGGCGCUCACCUUCGGCAGCGGCGCGACCGUGACGCUGGGCGCCGACGGGAUCCUGUCGUUCGGGUGCCUCGCGUUCGCACCCAGCGGCAGUGACGGUGGCAUGGCCAUCCUCGGCAACGUGCAGCAGCGCUCGUUCGAGGUGCGCAUCGACGGCACCUCCGUUGGCUUCAAACCCAGCUCCUGCUAACUCAUGGAUUAACAGUCGGCGACUUGGGAUCACUACUAGUAGUAGUAUAUGCACGUACGUAGACGAGAGUGCAGAGAUACAUACAAAGUUACUGUACAUGAUGAUAGUAAAGAUAAACUUGCAGGAGAGCGUAUACCAUACACAGCACACAGCAGUAGCGGUGGAAGUUCUUUCGUUGGUGGAAUUAAGGGGCUAACCAGAGACGUAAGCGUGACGCGUUCCAAUUGAUUCGGCAUUGCUAAUCGAGUUAGUGCAGUGUUAGGAGGGCGUGUGGGCCUACUCUGCCCUGUUCUUUUUGUAGUGGUGGCUCCUUGGUGUUCUAUGUGAGAUUGGACGUCACGAAAUGGAGAUUGAUAUCACGCGCAGCCAUCGCGGACUAGAGUGCCACGAAAAGAUGACCGACAUGUGUUAUAUUGUUUCAUUUGCGCGUAAAUGUAAAUUUUGUUUUAAUAUUAGUUAUUAAUGAUAAUAUAGUGCAUAUUUAUAACCA